GUUUGGAUCCGGAGAGACGUCGUCGACGCUGCUCGGAAAUCAGGUGGCGCACCUCCGGGCGGGCGGGGAGCCGGUCGGAGGAGGCUCGAGAGUAGCCAAGAAUACCGAAGUUGUAACGAAGGAAGGAAGGUAGGCAUGCUGUCACUGCCGCUAUCGAUACGCCGCGUCCGGCCUUGGGCCGCUGCGGCCAAAAAGUCGCCGAAGGUGAACAAGUGCACAAUUUCACACAUGAGUUCCAAGGGAUCCCAACCAGCACGCGCAGCAGCGGCGACGAGAGAUGCUCCGGCGAAGGUUGGGGUUUACACGGGUGGGAAGGAGAUGCCCUUCACGUCGGUUCUUCGAAUCGAGGAUCCCGACAAACUCCCGGUUUGGCCGGUGUUUCGUGUUCUGGACGAAAACGGCAGUGUGCGCGCCGAUGCGGUAGAACCGAAGCUCGGCAAGGAAACGGCGUUGAAGAUGUACGGCAACAUGGUCCGCCUGGAAGCUAUGGAUGACAUAUUCUACAACGCGCAGAGACAAGGCCGGAUCUCGUUUUACCUGCAGUCGGCCGGCGAAGAGGCCCUUCAGAUGGGAGGAGCGGCGGCGUUGGACAUGAAUGACAUGGCUUUCACGCAAUACCGGGAGCCGGGCCUCCUAAUGUGGCGGGACUUCGGCAUUCAGAGCUUUGCGGACCAGUGCUUGAGUAACAUCAGCGACCUCGGCAAAGGUCGCCAGAUGCCAGUCCACUAUGGCUCCAAAGAGUUGCACUACCAGACAGUCUCGUCGCCGCUAGGAACCCAGAUUCCUCAAGCGGUGGGCGCGGGGUAUGCCUUGAAGCUGUCUGGCAAGGACAACAUCGCGGUCUGCUACUUUGGCGACGGGGCGGCCAGCGAGGGCGACUUUCACGCGGCUCUUGCCCUGGCGGCCACGAGGGACGUGCCCGUGCUCUUUGUUUGCCGAAACAACGGUUAUGCCAUCAGCACUUCAGUUGCAGACCAAUACCGAGGUGAUGGCAUCGUCUCUCGCGCCCCGGGCUAUGGUAUGCACGCCGUAAGGGUCGACGGCAACGAUGCUCUGGCGAUGUUUGCCGCAACGGCCGAGGCUCGGAGGAUUUGCCUGUCACAGAAGAAGCCGGUCUUGAUGGAGGCCAUGACCUACCGCCUGGGGCAUCAUUCGACGUCGGACGACUGGAGCCGCUAUCGGAGCUCGAACGAGGUGAAGCAAUGGAAGGCGAACCACCAUCCGAUUCGACGGUUUUAUUCGUACUUGGAGGGUAAGGGCUGGUGGGAUUCCGCGAAAGACCGAGUCCUGAGGGACAGGGAAAGGCGGUCGGUGCUAAUUGCGCUCGAAACGGCCGAACGCAAGGCCAAACCAAGCUUGGGGAGCAUGUUCGAGGACGUCUACGAGGUGGUGCCCCGACACUUGCAGGAACAAAAGCAUCAGCUUUACGCCCAUCUCGAAAGGAAUGCGGGCCGGUACGACGGGGCGGGUGGCUGCAAGCUCCCUUGACGUGUAGUCGAUGUCUUCGAAGGGAGGUUAGGGUUCUUCGAAGCCUUUGAAGGCUCUCACAUGUCCAAAGAUUCAUCGAUGUAUGGUGAUGCUGACAGCGUUUAACCCUAGACAUUGGUCGUCGACUUUUUUGCUAGAUCGUUGAUGUGCUAGAUCUAAGGGGUCGUUUGUCGAAGUUCCAUGAGGAGGUGAAGAACAUGUCGAGUGGGUAUGGCACCGCAUGCACAGACUACCACUUUAGAAUGUUCACGGCUGUACCACACCAGGUGUAAAAAAGCUCAGGCACAACAGUUUCCCAUAUUGACGCCAAUUGGGCGCGGCGGGUAAGCACCGGUGGUGUAAAUAUCAAACGACAAAGCCAGAAAGGCGGCGUUUUGUUAAUGAAAUCUGGACGAUCGUAGGCACAGGAGUCCGACAAAAUGCAAGAAUGAAUAUGCUGAACUGUCGAAUUACAGGACGCAUCCGGUUUCCUGGUUCUUUUUCGUUGGUAUCUCUCUCCUCUUCAGUUUCCGGCGUGGUUCGAUCAUCUCCCAGGUAAUUUUUGUUCUGUGUGCUCUAUACUAUUUCCGCGUUUGAGGUGUUGUUUCUGGGUUCGUUUUUUUUUUUUUUUGUGGUCUACAUGUACAGAUGGUGCCCACCUUUAGGCACCGCUUGUUUUGGCCGGGCUCAAUGCUUUGUAACGAGUCGUUAACACGCAACGGUAGACGUCUAAAGUGUGUAAUCAGUAAGUACGUAUGGCUCCCGUCCAUGGCGCGGUUUCUGGCGCGAGAAAGUAUUGCUCCCGAUAGGUAUUCGCUCAUGCAGCGAUGCACACACACUGACCUCUCUUUGUGCAAUCGAACGACUGUACCGAGUGCGAUGAGUAGUGAAAAUACUCGCACCAGCUGUAGUGGCCGAUGUAGUGUCGGAGCAAAGGCCUCCUUGUGGAUGUUAUGGCCUUAUCCUUUUAGUUCAAGCUCAGGAUGGUAGCUUGGUUGUGAGCAGAGGAGGGCGAGUCCAGACAGCUCUUGCAGAGGCUCCGCUGAACGCGGCCAACUACCUCUGUGGGGGUGUACUUGCGGAAAAAUGAAUACCCCGAACCGUAACAUCCCUCCUAGUAUAGUAUCAACUCAUAAUAUACUAACGCCUCAUCCGGUACUUUUAACCAGAGGAAUGGCAGAACCGCGAGGUUCUCCAUCAACCGAUAUGCCUCGAAAGGGAACUAUCCACCCGNAAAAUGAAUACCCCGAACCGUAACAUCCCUCCUAGUAUAGUAUCAACUCAUAAUAUACUAACGCCUCAUCCGGUACUUUUAACCAGAGGAAUGGCAGAACCGCGAGGUUCUCCAUCAACCGAUAUGCCUCGAAAGGGAACUAUCCACCCGAUACUUCACGCCGCCAUAUCGUCUCUAUCUUUUCUCUGAGAGACAAACGUUCGACAAAACCCUCUCGUGAAGUCAUUGGUAUGGAGAGCGAUCUCCAUGCCAGUGGAAUAGACCGACACUCCGCCACCGGCUAUAGUCUAAGUGUUAUCACAAUCAUGACAGCGAUUGCGACCAAGUCCUACAGGACCUACCAAGUCCACGCAUGCACGCUUCCACACAAUGGACGCACCAAUCAAACAUCGACUCGGUACCGCCUACCGAGUAGGAGCAAAGACACAAGCUAACAAAAGUGAACCCUAUCACCACGACUGAACUUCAAGAAACCUCAUCCUCCGAUAGCACCGAAUUCACCAGAGACACCCAGACUUCAUCCAAAUAACAACACCAGAAAACUGCUUCCCCCCACCAUGACAUCAACGAUGCGAAUAAGCAUACGAAGGACGGGAAAACUGCUUCCCCCCACUUGACAUC
Ectocarpus sp. CCAP 1310/34 is the source of this 3322-nucleotide messenger RNA. The record is from the annotation of a GenBank genome assembly. NCBI's taxonomy places the organism in Eukaryota, Phaeophyceae, Ectocarpales, Ectocarpaceae.